GAUGUCUAACGCGGCACGACGAGUUUGUGGCCCAGAUUUCGGUGACAGCCAAUAGCGCCUCCCGCAGGUUCGUGGGUAGGUGCUUUUUUGACGAUGCCCCGAGAGGCGCGAGAGCCCUUUGGGACAGCACCGGCCGUAGAACCGCGUAUAACAGCCGUUUCGGAGGAACCUCUAGAUGCAAAUGAACGACUUCGUCGUCAGGUUCGCCGGUGAAGGUGGGCAGGGCGUCGUCACUUCGGCCGAAGGACUGGCCCAGGCGUCCACGCAGGUCGGGUAUCACGCGCUGACCUACGCGACCUUUCCCUCCCAAAUCCUCGGUGGUCCCACUUGGACCCAGGCCAGGAUUUGUACCGAAACCCCCUUCAGUUCCGGAGACCAGGUAGACGUACUGGUCGCGUUUAACGAGGAAGCCUACGAGACCCACGCCGAAGAGGUACGGGAAGGCGGCGUGAUCAUUUACAACGCCGACGACUUCACCAUGACCGACCCGCGCUCGUUUGGCCUGGCGGUUGAUACCCUGGCGCGCUCGACGGGCAACAACCGCGCCGCCAACAUGGUGGUUAUCGGUGCGCUGGCUCAGCUGGUGCACAUGCCCCAGGAAUACCUCGACGACUUCGUCGAGGCGCGGUUCCGAAGGGGACGGGAUAACGACGACGAAAUCAUCUCCUCGAACAUCGAGGCGAUGCGGCUGGGUCGUCAGAACGCGGCAGAAAGCGGCUUUGUGCUGGGUGACCUGGCGCCGCCAAACCCGCCGGACUACCAGCAACUCAUGCUCAAGGGCAACGAAGCGAUCGCUUUGGGCGCGACGCACGCGGGCGUCCAAUUCUACGCCGGAUACCCCAUCUCGCCGGCCACUACCAUCCUGCUCUGGAUGGAGCGCAACCUGGUUGGGGACGGCAAGUUCGCCUAUCAGGUCUCCUCGGAGAUCGAGGCAAUCACCGCAAUCCUGGGCGCAGGGUACGCGGGCAAGAAGGCCAUGACGGCGACGGCAGGUCCGGGAAUAUCGCUGAUGAGCGAGGGAUUGGGCCUAGCCUGGAUGGCAGAAAUUCCGCUGGUCGUGGUUGAUGUCCAGCGUGGCGGCCCGGCGACGGGACUGCCCACAAAGACCGAGCAGUCGGACUUGAUGGGAUGCCUGUUCCCAGCCCACGGCGACGUGCGGAUGCCCAUCAUCGCUCCCGGCUCGGUGGAGGAAUGCUUCUUCGGGGCAGUGCACGCGAUCAACUGGGCCGAACGAUACCAGGGUCCCGUGAUCCUCAUGAGCGAAAUGUCCAUGGCCGAGCGGGUGCAGAACAUCCCGCUGCCAGACCUCAGCAAGGUCCCAGUGGAAGACCGUCUGACCUACGAAGGCGGGAACGGUUACCACCGCUAUUCGGGGCACGAGUUGUCCCCCAUGCCGCUGCCCGGAGGGCCCGGGGCAUACAUCGCCAACGGCAGCGAGCACGACGAGAUGGGCGAUACCACGCACCUACCCAGCCGCCACAUUCAGAUGACCGAGCGCCGCUUCCGCAAGUUGAAGCUCCUGGAAGAAGACAACUACGAAAGCGACAACACGGGAGCCAAAAUCGCGCUCAUGCCUUGGGGAGGGUCCAAGGGCCCGGUACUCGAGGCGUACAACGCGUUGCGGGAAGAAGGAGUGGACAUCGCCUGGUAUUACACGAUGUUCCUGCACCCGAUCCCACCGAAACUACGUGACGAACUGCGCGCCAAGGAAUUGGUGAUCGUUCCUGAGCUCAAUUACCAGGGGCAGUGGGCCAACAUACUGCGGUUCCAUCAGGUCACGUCGACGCCGAUCACGCAGUACACCGGUCUGCCGUUCAAGGUGAGUGACCUGGUGACCAGGGUGAAAGAGAUCAUGGCAGCACAAAUGGAGGAAGCACGGGCAUGAGCAAGAAGAACCCGGAAUACGACUUCAAAUGGUGCCCCGGGUGCGGGGACUUCGGCGUGCGCCGCGCGCUGGAAUUUGCCAUGAUCAACCGGUUGGAAGAAACCGGCCUGCCCAUUGAAAACAACGUCGUGGUCGCUGGCAUCGGGUGCAGCGGGAACCUCGUCCACCUGCUAGAAGGUGAGCAGCCUUAUGGCAUCCACGGGAUCCAUGGGCGAACACUACCCGUUGCGAUGGGCGUCAAGAUGGCCCGCCCCGAGCUCAACGUGGUCAUUGUGGCGGGAGACGGCGACUUCCUGAGCAUCGGCGGCGAACACAUCGCCCCGCAAGCCGCUCGGAACGUGAACGUGACUGCGGUGAUCAUGGACAAUGGCGUGUACGGUCUCACCAAGGGCCAGAGCUCACCCACCACCGAGAUGGGCACCAUCACCAGCAGCACGCCUUUCGGCAAAAUCGAAGAGGAUCUGGACCCGCUGGAACUGUACCUGACGCUGGGCGUGUCGUUCAUUGCCUCGGGUUUCUCCGGACAACCGCGCGUGCUGGCCCAACUGAUCAACGAGGGCAUGAACCACGACGGUAUGGCGAUGAUCCACGUGCAAUCGCCCUGCGUUACCUACAACGAUACGUUCCAGUUGAUCAAGGGGAACGCCCGUGAGGGGAUCGCGCCGGCGAUGUGGGACAUUCCCGACGAACAUGAUCCCAGCAGCAAGCAGGCAGCCUACGAGUUGGUGCAACAGGGCGGCCUGCCCGUAGGCGUCAUUUUCAAGGACGAGUCGCGGCUAUCGCUUGAGGGGAACAUGGACACCAUACGGGCCAAAGCGCGCGAGCGUUCCGUGGAGCAGUUGAUGGCAGCCUACACGUUCUAG
Messenger RNA from Geodia barretti, 2748 nucleotides. NCBI's taxonomy places the organism in Eukaryota, Metazoa, Porifera, Demospongiae, Tetractinellida, Geodiidae. The record is from the annotation of a GenBank genome assembly.